Bipolaris maydis ATCC 48331 is the source of this 903-nucleotide messenger RNA. The record is from RefSeq and is a predicted model, not a curated record. Lineage: Eukaryota; Fungi; Ascomycota; Dothideomycetes; Pleosporales; Pleosporaceae.
AUGCUCGAACCGCUUUGGGCUGACAUGCAUGGCCGGUUGAAGUCCAGGGGGGACGUGGCAAACCAAGGAGCCAGUGGCGUACUCGAUAAAUACAAGCUGGGAAAUGAGCCCUGCGUAUUCAAUCAUGCCCGGGAUCUCCUCCACAUGGUCAACACAUUUCGCGACCAAAUAAUACGCCCUAUUGUUGGCAUUGGCCACAGCGCGCGUGGCCCUAUCCUCGUUAGCCUCGCACUCCUCCAGCCACGCCUCGUACUAGAGACUCUGAUCCUCAUUGACCCCAUCAUUCACCGGCACGUGUUUGCGGCGGGCUACUGCACGCCUGCGCUCGCUUCGGCCCCUCGACGCGAUGAGUGGCCGUCCCACUUUCGCAAGAAUAAGUAUUAUAGCAAAUGGGAUGAGCGCGUGUUGCAGCGGUGGCUGCAGUACGGCUUGCGCAAUCUACCCACGGCUGUGUACCCACGCCACAUCCAAGUGGCCGGAACUGAAGCUCACGUGACGCAUGAAGACGCCUCUGCCGACACUGUCACGCUCACUACAACAAAGCACCAGGAAGUCUUCACUUUCCUCCGGCCAACAUUCGAUGCACAUGCAUACCCUGGGCUCGGCGUCGAGUCGACGGGUGUGGGCAUCGGCGGAAGCGGCGGUGCAGCCAAGGGCUGGGUAGCCGAGGUGACGGUCCAGGGUGUAGGCCAUCUCAUCCCGACGGAGGCUGUUGGCGAAACGGCGGAUCCUAGUGUCGAGUGGCUAGGAAACGAGAUGGCAGCAUGGAGAGAAAAAGAGAUCGUCGAGCGAAGUGAAUGGGCGUACAUUCCGGAUGAGCAAAAGCGAACGAUUAGUGAUCAGUAUAUUGAGGCUUUGAGAGGCGAGACGAAAUCUGAUACUGCACGACUUUCGAGACUUUGA